CUGGAAAUAAGUUGUCAGCAUCAUCCGCCAUUUUCUGACAGCAGACUGUUUCUGUGUUCGGUUGUUGCGCAGUUGUAUUCAGACUUCAGUAAAUAUCAGGAUAGUUUACAGAUAAUUAAAAUCUUUCCAGCCAUGGACACGACUGUCUCGACCGCGAGUUUUGCUCUGCUUUGUGUUUUUCUUCUCUGUGAGCCCUCACUUCAAACAGAGAAACACUCGCUGUAUUACAUUUACACGGCGUUGUCUAAACCUGUCAAGCUGCCGGGUAUCUAUCAGUUCACUGCUAUGGGUCUGCUAGAUGACAGAGAGAUCGACUAUUACAACAGUGAAGGACAGAAAAAGAUUCCCAAACAGGACUGGAUGAGGGAGAAAAUGCAGGAGGAUUACUGGGAGAAAGGCACCCAGUCCAGAAAGAGCAAAGAACAGUGGUUUAAUGUGAACGUCGAAAUUCUGAUAAAACGCAUGAGACACAAUGAGUCAGAUGUUCAUGUUCUUCAGUGGAGACAUGGUUGUGAAAUUGAGAAACAGGGAGAUGAAGUGAAGUUUUCCAAAGGCAUUGAUGAGUACAGCUAUGAUGGGGCUAACUUCCUGUCUUUUGAUGAUAAGGAGUCUCAGUGGGUCGCCCCUGUUGAUGCAGCUCUUCCAACCAAGAGGAAGUGGGAUAAUGUGCCCAUCCUAAACCAGUACACCAAGGGCUACCUGGAGAAAGAGUGUGUGGACUGGCUUAACAAAUUCAGAGACUAUGGAGAUGAGGUGCUCAAAAAGGGCUCUUCUCCCGAAGUUCAUGUGUUUGCAAAAAGGUGCACCAGUGACAAAACCAAGCUGACACUCACUUGUUUUGCCACUGGCUUUUACCCCAAAGAUGUGAUAUUGAGCAUAAGGAAAUAUCGCUCACCCCUGCCUGAAGAUGAGAUAAAAUCCUCUGGAAUCAGACCAAACCAUGAUGAGACCUUCCAGCUGAAGAAGAGUGUGAUUAUCCAGGAGGAUGAAAAAGCAGAAUAUGAUUGUUUUGUGUCUCACAGAACCCUCAAAGAGCCAGUUGUCAUUAAAUGGGAUGGAAAAUGCCAGAACUGCACUCAAGAGAAUAUGAUGAGUUUGGUGAUUGGAAUGGUGAUUGGAGUCAUCACUGUGCUGGCAGUCGGCGGAUUGGUUUUCUUCUUAGAGAGGAAGAGAAACUUUGGUGAGUAUGGACUGAAUAAUGAUAAGCCAUACUUUCUUAUUAUCAGUUUUGUGUUUUCAAAGGAACAGUUUUAACCCAAGAAUUUUUUUUUAUUAUUAUACAAUCAUGGUGUAGUUAUUAUAAAAUGCUUUUGAUUUCCACUGAACAAGCAUAUAGCAUACAGAUUAA
Carassius carassius (crucian carp) is the source of this 1348-nucleotide messenger RNA. Its product is annotated as H-2 class I histocompatibility antigen, Q10 alpha chain-like. The transcript is spliced from 5 exons. Gene Ontology annotation, biological process: immune response. The record is from RefSeq and is a predicted model, not a curated record. Gene Ontology annotation, cellular component: external side of plasma membrane. NCBI's taxonomy places the organism in Eukaryota, Metazoa, Chordata, Actinopteri, Cypriniformes, Cyprinidae. The coding region runs from base 133 to 1254 and encodes 373 amino acids.